Molecule: messenger RNA, 3877 nt
Organism: Physcomitrium patens
Lineage: Eukaryota; Viridiplantae; Streptophyta; Bryopsida; Funariales; Funariaceae
Product: vacuolar protein sorting-associated protein 54, chloroplastic
Biological process (GO): Golgi to vacuole transport; retrograde transport, endosome to Golgi
Cellular component (GO): GARP complex
Molecular function (GO): syntaxin binding
Source: RefSeq, a predicted model, not a curated record
CGAUUCGAUCGCGAAGGGAAGGGAAGGGAAAGGGAAGGAAGCAAGGAAGGCGAGAGAGAGACCAAGCCUGCGCCCGGCGAAGGGGAUUGCCAGUGAUGUGGCCUCGAGCCAAUCUUAGUUUUGUUGCAUUGUGAUACUCAUUCGGAUGCUCUGCAAUCAGGGCGUGAGGGAUCGCGAUGUCUUCUUACCUCCACUGCAGGGGCGACAGAUAGAUAGAUCGGAGGGGAAGAGAUCGCUACGAGGAGUGUUUUGUUGAGAUUGUUUUUGUGUAAGUUGGCCUGGCCUGGCUUAGGGUUGCUUUGGUUUUCAGUGCGUUGAAGGGAAGCGCGUGGAGCAAGGUCGAGAGUGCUUUGAGCUUCGUGCCGCAAGCUUGGAGAAAGCCCUGUGAGCAGGACGAGUAGGGAGGAUGGAAGCGUCCCCUUCCUCCACUAGGUCUCCGCCGGAGGGGUCGCAGAAGAGUAUGAAAAAUCCUCGGAAUGUAGGUGCGAAUAUAGUGAAUCAUCAGUCGUCGGGGAACUCUUUUUCUUCGGAGAAUAGAACAGGUGCGGGUACCUCUCAGUAUGGCCAAAGCCUGGCGUCCGUGCUGAACAACCCGCGGCUCGGGAAGUCGGGAAUUUAUAAUCAGGACGCUUCCUGGGGGACGUGGUUGUUGCCUGCAUCCGGCGACCCCAAUGCGGAAGCGCUCCCUCCUCCAUUAGCACCGGGAGUGCUGCCUGACAUUACGAGAGCUAGUUUUCAACCCUACCUUGAUUCUGUUUCGGAAUCGUAUGGCCGGUUUUCGGACGUCCGGCGACAUGAAAAUCGGGAACAAAGCAAUCAGGCAGCUGCAUUUGCAGCAGAUAGAAAUGGAGAUAGCAGGUUGAAUGGAGAGCAGGGGGACGGCCUGCAGGCUUGUCUGCGUGAAAUUCCUUUUCUGUAUUUUGCGGAAGAUUUUGCGCUGGAGAAAGGGUCCACGUUUCAGUCGGCAUGCCCAUUUUCCACAAUCCCGCAGAAUAUGAUGCUGCAGGAGAAACUGUCUCACUACUUGGAUCUCGUAGAGUUCCAUCUCGUUAGGGAAAUUUCAGCCCGGUCUGAUUCUUUUUUUGAGGCUCUGGAUCAGCUGGAAGAUCUUAAUAGCAGAAUUGUAGGUGCGUGUGACCAGAUUUCGGAGCUACAAGGAACGGUACGCUUGCUGGAUAGUGACAUCGUAGAUUCUGCUAGACAUCUACAAGGCUUGCAAAUGCGCAGAAACGACAUGCUGGAUUUGUAUCAGAAAUUGAAGCUUCUCACUUAUGUCAAUCAAGCUAUGUCUACUCUGCGAUUGCUUGUAGCAGCUGGAGAUUGUUCAGGUACUCUGGAUGUUAUCGAUGAUUUACAACAAUUGCUGAGUGGGGACGAACUUGUUGGACUGCACUGCUUUAGACACCUCGGUGGACAGCUGAGCGUUGCUGUGGAGUCAGUGAACAGUGUUCUAGCGGAGGAUUUCGUACGAACAGUCAUCCAUCACUCUUCGGAUCUUGAAACUAGUGCUCUUCUGAGUAGAUUUACUGCAAGGGAGAAAGGUCUAGUUUCACUGACGACAGAGUUCGAGUCUUAUGAGACAUCAUUGGGUGCAGACGAAGAAGGAGGCUUACGCGACCAGCUUUUGCCUAUCGUAAUAGGCUUACUUAGAACUUCCAAGCUCUCUGCAGUUUUGAGGACAUACAAGGAUGCAUUAAUCAACAAUAUAAAGUCUACAAUUAAGACGGUGGUGGCGGAACUUCUCCCUAUAUUGUUCUCAAGGACACCUGAUGCUGGGGAGGCACCUUCUACAGAUCGACAAGCGGAUAUGGAUGUAGGAGGUGUGUCUCUUGCAUUCAAACUGCGGGCACUGACAGCCGAAAAUUUUGGACGUUUACUUGCUGCUGUGUUUGCUGCCGUUCAGUCCCGACUGGUGCGCGCUGCGAGAAUUCGGGUUGUCAUUGAGCAGAUUAUCGGAGGACUGCAAGGAAGUUAUGCAGCAGAAGCUGUGGCAGCAGCAUUUGCAUCUGGUGCUGCUGCAGCGGCGGCAGCUGAGACUGCACAGGAAGGGACCAUGGGUUCUUUCGGCUCCUUGUCCGGAGACUCAUCUGUAUUUAAUUAUGCACCUGCAAAGACGAGCGCCUCAUCGCCUGCAUCUAAUAUGUCGAAGCAAUUUCGAGCGGAUGUGUUGCUAGAGAACACUGAAGCAGUAUGUGCAGCGUGUGAUGCUGCACAUGGAAGAUGGGCUAAACUUCUUGGGGUGCGGGCACAUAUUCAUCCCAAACUGCGCCUGGAGGAGUUUGUUUUCAUCUACAAUAUCACUCAGGAAUUCAUAUCUGCAACUGAGAAAGUUGGAGGUCGAUUAGGCUACAGCAUACGUGGCACAUUACAGUCCCAAUCCAAGUCAUUUGUUGAUAAUCAGCAUAACAUACGGGUAUCGAAGAUAACAGCUAUAUUGGAGCAAGAAAAUUGGACUGCUGUUGAUGCGCCUGACGAGUUCCAAGCUAUUGUCGACAGGUUCACCGAGUUCGACACAUCUAGUAAUGGGUUUCCUACUGCUGCAGUCACCGUCUUUCGUACUGAUGCCUCUGAGCAAGCAGUUAAUCAACUCCCUGAAGCUGUUACUGUGGAGGCACCAGCUUCAGAUGAAAGUGCUCGUGCCCUAGAGGCAGACAAAGUCGACAGUGCAGUCAAAGACAAGGCUACUGGAGAAGCUGGUGACGGGCAAAGUGCAGCCGAGCAAGUCAACGGUGAAGGAGUACCGAAUGGAAAUGCAUCAAAGUCCACACCGUCACACACUCCACCAGUAGAUGCUACAGUGACGGAUUCAAGUGCUGGUCGGAGUAAGAAGACACGUGAAAGACCGCAUAUGAAAAGUAUCCAAAUACGAGGAUCUAGUUAUCAUUGUGUUAACUGUGGGCUUAUAUUGCUGAAGAUGAUUGCGGAAUACAUCAAUAUUAGCGACGCUCUUCCUGCACUGGCCACAGAAAUUGUCCAUCGUGUUGCUGAGAUUCUAAAACUGUUCAACUCCCGGUCGUGUCAACUUGUUCUUGGUGCUGGAGCUAUGCAGGUUGCUGGUUUGAAAUCCAUCACAGCGAAGCACUUGGCUUUGGCAAGUCAGACGAUCAGCCUUUUCUAUGCUCUUAUUCCAGAUGUGCGAAAGUUGUUGGCAGUGCAUAUUCCUGAUUCUCGCAAGGGUUUGCUUCUCACGGAAAUUGACCGAGUAAGACAGGAUUAUCGAGUACACAAGGAUGAAAUUCACUCAAAGUUGGUGGCUAUAAUGAAGGAUCGUCUGUUGACCGUGCACCUUCCCACUUUAUCACAAACUGUGGAAACCUGGAAUCGACCAGAUGAUGGUGACAAUCAAGCAAGUCCAUUUGCUAAGGGUUUGACAAAGGAAGUAGGUGUUCUUCAUAGAGUUUUGUCACCGCUCUUGCUGGAGCAGGACGUGCGCUCCAUAUUCACACGGAUAGUUUUACUGUUUCACUCUGUACUCGCCGAUGCAUAUUCGAAAGUGGACGCGAGCACUCCUCAAGCGAAGUCGAGAUUGUACAGGGACAUCCAAGUUAUUUUGACUUCUGUAAGAGGGCUACCGUCGGAUAAUGUGGGCUCAACUGGAGAGCAGAAGCCCGGAGAGCUUGAUGAACUCUUGGUGCAAAGAUUUGGAGCAGAACCACCAGCAGCAUGAUUAAGCGUAGCUUUACAGUAGGUACGUGGUAGCUUGAGGAAAUAUUAAUGUAGGCAGUACGUUUCAAUGGUUGAGGUGAUCAGAUAGGACGGUGGGACGGCUACAUUCUUCCUAGGUGCAGAAUGUGAAAUUCAUUUAACAAUAUUGUAUACUUAAAUUCUUUGAAUGCCACAUCUUGAUAGUUCUAAGGGACUGAGGGUUUGAUCAUAA